CUAACUACAACUUAAACAUGUUUUUGAGGUUAUAGCGUGUAUUUGAAACAUGUGGUAAUUUCAUUUUUCUGUAAUAAAUUAAGAAGAAACAACAUAGCAAUUAUGCCGAUCACAAAAAGAAAACGCGUAUCGAAAAAGUCCAAAUUAUCGUGGCGAAAACAUGUGAAUAUUACUGACGUAGAAGAAUUUUUGGAAGACCAACGACUUGAGGAACGUUUAGGGCCCCCACUAGCAACCUUGAACAAUGAUGAAUUAUUUCAAGUAGAUACGAAACCGGCAAAAUCAGAACCGAUUUCAAUAAGAAAUCGUAAAAAGUUAAAACUACAGAAACCUCCAAAGUGUUUUUCAAUUUUGGAACCUCACACUAAGGUUCCGGAUCCAAUUACAAAAAGAAAUCGCGUAAGAAGUAAAGAAGAGAGAAAAAAUGAAUUAAUUAAGAAGAAAGAAGCAGAAAAUCGUGCAAAAGGUAUUUUAAAGCACAGAGAAUUACAAGCUCUGCAUGAUAGAAAAGUUAAUGAAAACAAGAAACAGACUAUACCUAAAAGAGGAGAUUUUAAUCAAAAUAUUUGGAGUGAAGAAGACAUUUUGAAUGAGAAAAAUGAAUGGUUCUCAAAUAGUACAACUAAACAUAAUUUGGUUGGAACUGGAAAAUCCCGAAAAACUGUUAAAACCCCCAAAAGACCAAAAUCAAGUAUCUUACCCUCAGUUGAGUCACCUCACCCGGGUAUGUCUUAUAACCCCAGUUACGAAGACCACCAAGAUCUACUUAAAACUAUUGCUGAAAAAGAAAUAAAAAUAAUCAAAGAAGAAGAACACCUGAAUCGCGUUACAAGAGACAUGUUUAGUAAAGUGUCAGAAAAGCAAAAAAAUUCUAUGUGGAUGGAGGAAAUGUCUCAAGGUUUACCUCAAGCCUCAACGCAACAAAGCGAUAAUGAGAGUGACGGAGAAUACAAAUCAGUCAAUCCACCAACAAAAAAUCGUAAGAAGACCCAACAGCAGAGACGCAAAUUGAGAGAACAAAAAAAACUAGAAUUACUGAGACAAGUUGCUAAGAAGGAAAAAAAGAAAAUUUCAGACAUUCACCAAAUAAGACUCCUGAAAACACAAAUAGAAAAACGGGAAAAAACCACACAAAUCUUGAGAGAAAAGCGAAAGAAAGUGCAAGAAUUGAAAAAGACAGAACCUAAACGUUUGAGUGCAAUUAAAUUUGAGGAAAGCGAAUUCGAGUUCAACAUGGGUUCAGAUAUAGCGGGAAAUUUGCGGAACCUUAAAAAGGAAGGAAACUUACUUACUGACAGGUUCAAGAGUUUGCAAAAACGAAACAUCAUUGAACCUUCCAUUAGGAGACAUAGGAAAAAACCAAAAGUUAAAGUUUACACGAAACCAACUCAUAAAGAUGACUGGAUUACAACAGUAGCAAGGAAAACAUCAUCAUAAGAAAUGUAAUCAAUUUAUUAUUCAAUCCGUUGUGGGUUCAUAAAAAUACAUUUUUAGUUUGUAUAAAAUGUAUUAUGAAACAGUUGCAGUAAUAAAUAAAGAACUAAAAUAUUUUAUUGCUUUG
Molecule: messenger RNA, 1561 nt
Organism: Tribolium madens (black flour beetle)
Lineage: Eukaryota; Metazoa; Arthropoda; Insecta; Coleoptera; Tenebrionidae
Product: ribosome biogenesis protein NOP53
Exons: 5
Coding region: 103-1437 (444 amino acids)
Biological process (GO): rRNA processing; ribosomal large subunit assembly
Cellular component (GO): nucleolus
Molecular function (GO): 5S rRNA binding
Source: RefSeq, a predicted model, not a curated record